This is a messenger RNA of Scomber scombrus (Atlantic mackerel), 1695 nucleotides long. RefSeq names its product CD276 antigen homolog. The transcript is spliced from 12 exons. NCBI's taxonomy places the organism in Eukaryota, Metazoa, Chordata, Actinopteri, Scombriformes, Scombridae. Bases 7 to 1695 code for a protein of 562 amino acids. The record is from RefSeq and is a predicted model, not a curated record.
UACAGGAUGCUUCACCAGAUGAACAGACCAUCCCUUCAAUCUUCACUCAAAAUCCUCAGUGUUUUGGUUCUCCCUCUUCUCCUAACACACUCUUGUAAAGGUCAGUCCCAGUUAAUUGGUCCAUCUCAGCCAAUAGUGGCAACAGCUGGUGACGACAUUAUUUUGCCAUGUCAACUGCAACCUGCAGAGGAUGUUGCUAACAUGACACUGGAGUGGAAGAGCUCUGACUUAGACUCCAGAUUAGUCUAUGUGUGGCGUGCUGGUCAGGACAUGACACAUCUUAAACAUCCAUCCUAUAAGGAGCGAACAUCACUGUCCAUCGAUGGCCUGAAGCAGGGAAACAUUUCACUGAAACUCUCUAAAGUGAAACUUUCUGAUGGGGGAAAAUACAAAUGCCACAUUCCAAAACUCAAUAAAGAAUCUUUUGUUGAGCUAAUUGUUGGUGCUGUAUCUUCGUCUGUCAUCAGUUUAGCAGGUACUGAUAGAGACACAGGAACAGUUGUGUUACAGUGUGAGUCUAAAGGCUGGUAUCCACAGCCUGAGGUGCUCUGGCUGGACAGUGAGGGAAACCUCCUCUCUGCUGGACCUACAGAGACAAUCAGAGGUCCUGAUGGUCUCUAUACUGUCAGCAGCAGAGUGACUGUGGAGAAGAGACUCAGCAACAACUUCACCUGUAGAGUCCAACAGAACAACAUCAACCAGAUCAGAGAGACAUACAUUAUUGUUGCAGAUGAUUUCUUUAAGGUCCAGUCCAGUUCUUCUCCUGCCGUCAUCGGUUUGGCUGUUAGUUUGGUUGUUUGCAUCGUGGUUGUUGUUGCAGUUUUCUUUUUUGGGUGGAAAUGGAGAAAAAACAUGAUCAAGACCAGGAGAAGCUGCAGGGAUGAAACUGAUGGAGGAGGAAACAAGAACCUUUCUAAAAGUGAUGAUCCUGUAAUGCAGCCUCUCAAUGUAGUAGACACAGAUGGAGAGACGUUCAUAGUUGAAAACAAACAGGCUGAAUGUGAUCUACUCAUGAAGCUGCUGCAGCUCCAUGAAGAGAAUCAGAGGAGGGAGAGAGACCUGCAGACCCUGAAGGAGAAUCUGGAGACCAAGAUCAAAGAGCUGGAGACAAUAAAAGCUGCUUGGUUUAAGGGUUCAAAGGAGAAGGAAGCUGAAAAAGAAAAAGAAGUGGCGACAUUGAAGAAGAAGCUGCAGACCAAGCAGAAGGAGUUUCAGACCAAAACCAAAGAGAUUAAAGUAAUAAAAGAUGAACUUCAGCAGCUCCGUGAUGAAAAUCAGAGGAAGGAAACUGACCUGCAGAGACAGACGGAGGAGACCAACAACAAGGAGAGGCCAGAUGUAAGCCAACAUAAUGACACCAACCCAGCUGGCAAAAACUCAACAGAGGUCUUUGUGGAGGUCGACCCAGAUGGAAAACAUCUCCGUCUCACCACUAAGUCUAAAGAGGAGCUGAAACUGGAAGGCUGGAAGUUACGAGUGACGCUCAACGAUGAAAACCCCAACAUGUUCACAUUUGGGAAGUCAUGUAAUCUCAAUGCUGAGAAUAAUGUCAAGAUAUGGGCCAAUGGUCGUGGUGUCGAUUUUCCUCCCUAUGUUCUGCAAUGGAAGGACCUGAAGUGCUGGACCAAAGCAGACAAACUCCUCAUUCAGCUCAUCAACUGUCAUGGAGAGAUCGUGAAAACCACUGAAGUAUAA